Clunio marinus is the source of this 198-nucleotide messenger RNA. The record is from the annotation of a GenBank genome assembly. Lineage: Eukaryota; Metazoa; Arthropoda; Insecta; Diptera; Chironomidae.
AUGCAGACCAUGACAAAAGUAAAAUUCCCAUGGAAAGCAACAGCAUCUAGAGAGAACAGUCAGCGAUUAGCCGCCUAUUUGCAUACACAUGUCGAGAAAUUUCAAGCAAAGCAACAACAACAGUUUGAAAUUCAGAAUUCAAUGACAGAAAUGUCAUUAGGAAAUUUUCGUUGCCUUAUACUUAUACCGAAGCUCUAA